Messenger RNA from Zasmidium cellare ATCC 36951, 2646 nucleotides. RefSeq lists its product as uncharacterized. Gene Ontology annotation, biological process: peptide catabolic process; proteolysis. Gene Ontology annotation, cellular component: cytoplasm. Lineage: Eukaryota; Fungi; Ascomycota; Dothideomycetes; Mycosphaerellales; Mycosphaerellaceae. The record is from RefSeq and is a predicted model, not a curated record. Gene Ontology annotation, molecular function: zinc ion binding; metalloaminopeptidase activity; peptide binding. Bases 1 to 2646 code for a protein of 881 amino acids. The transcript has 5 exons.
AUGUCUCAAGACAGAGACGUCCUCCCAGAGGAUGUUAAGCCCAUCAACUACGCCAUCUCCCUUACAGACCUCUCCCCAGGCGAGCCAUGGACGUACCAAGGCACUGUCAACAUCGACGUCGAGAUCAAAAAGGCCACCAAGAGCAUUGUGUUGAACGCCUUUGCACUGAAGCUACACUCUGCCGAAGUGGCAUCUGAUUCUGGCAAACACUCCUCCUCAGUGAAGGCAUCGAACAUCUCGUACGAUGAGAAGAACCAACGAGCCACUCUUACGUUCGACCAAGAGCUUCCCCAAUCGCCAAAGGCAGUCCUUUCGAUAUCGUUCGAGGGUAUCAUGAACAACAAUAUGGCUGGUUUCUACCGGUCCAAGUACAAGCCCACUGUUGAGCCGGCAAAGGGUGUUGCGAAGGACAACGAGCACCACUACAUGUUCUCAACUCAAUUCGAGAGCUCAGACGCUCGACGAGCAUUUCCCUGUUUCGACGAGCCGAACCUCAAGGCCACCUUCGACUUCGAGAUUGAAAUUCCCGAAGACCUUGUUGCGCUGAGCAACAUGCAAGAGAGGGAGACCCGAAAGAGCAAGGCUGGACACAAGAUUGUGUCGUUCGAUCGAACCCCAAUCAUGUCGACAUACCUGCUUGCGUGGGCGUUUGGUGAUUUCGAAUAUAUCGAAGACUUCACGCGGAGAAAGUACAACGGCAAGAGCUUGCCUGUCAGAGUGUACACUACCAGAGGACUCAAACAUCAGGGACAAUUGGCACUCGAUAGUGCGCAUCAGAUUGUGGACUACUUUUCCGAGAUCUUCCAGAUCGACUAUCCUCUGCCGAAAGUUGAUCUUCUUGCAGUUCAUGAGUUUAGCCACGGCGCUAUGGAGAACUGGGGCCUAAUAACGUACAGAACGACGGCGGUGCUGUUCGACGAGUAUGCAUCGGAUCAGAAGUACAGGAACCGGGUCGUCUACGUUGUUGCCCACGAGCUGGCCCAUCAAUGGUUCGGAAACCUCGUCACAAUGGACUGGUGGUCUGAGCUGUGGCUCAACGAAGGCUUCGCAACUUGGGUGGGCUGGUAUGCCGUCGACCAUCUCCACCCGGACUGGAACGUUUGGGGCCAGUUUGUCACCGACAGCAUGCAGAUGGCUUUCCAGCUCGAUUCACUGCGCACGUCUCAUCCGAUCGAAGUCCCAGUCCGCAACGCCCUCGAAGUUGACCAGAUCUUCGAUCAUAUCAGCUACUUGAAGGGUAGCUCAGUCAUUCGCAUGCUGGCCUCACACCUCGGCGUCAAGACCUUCCUUCAAGGAGUUGCGGACUACUUGAAAGCUCACAAGUACAGCAACGCUACUACCAAUGACCUUUGGUCAGCUUUGAGCAAGGCUUCAGGUCAAGACGUUACGAGCUUCAUGGACCCCUGGAUCCGUAAAAUUGGGUUCCCUGUCGUCACAGUCGCAGAGGAGCCAGGCCAACUCAGCGUGAAGCAAUCCCGAUUUCUGACUGCAGGUGAAGUCAAGCCAGAGGAAGAUCAGACAGUGUGGUGGAUUCCAUUAGGUUUGAAGACCGGACCAUACGCUACUGACGCCAAGCGUGAGCCAUUGACGGCGAAGGAGGAUACUUACCGUGACGUUGACACCAGCUUCUACAAGGUCAAUGUCGACCAGACUGGCUUCUACCGCACCAAUCUUCCACCCCAGCGCCUCAUCGAACUCAGCAAAGUCCUUGAUAAGCUCUCAGUCCAGGACAAGAUCGGACUUGUCGGUGACGCGGCGGCACUCGCAGUCGCUGGAGAAGGUACUUCACCUGCGGUGCUGUCUUUCUUGGAAGGCUUCGUAACUGAGAAGAACUACCUUGUCUGGAGCGAGGUUCUCUCAAGUCUGGGCAAGAUCCGAUCCAUCUUCUCAGCGGACGAAGAAGUUUCUGCCGGUCUCCGUAAGUAUACGCUCAAGCUGGUCACUGCCGCUACAGACAAAAUCGGUUGGGACUUCGGACCCUCUGACGACUACCUCACUGGCCAACUUCGCGCCCUGCUCAUCAGCACUGCCGGUCUAGUAGGCCAUGAGAGUGUCGUUGCCGAAGCUCAAAAGCGAUUCAAGGCUUUCCUUGAUGGAGAUGCCAAGGCCAUCCACCCGUCCCUGCGCGCCGCUGUCUUCAAGACCGCAAUCAAGAAUGGUGGUGAUGAUGCGUACAAAGCCGUACGGAAGGAGUUCCAGACAACGAGCUCGAUCGACGGCAAAGAGAUCACACUCCAGGCGCUGGGAUCGGUGCAGACUCAUGAACUCGCUACUGACUAUCUGAAGUUUGCCUUUGGUGGUAACGUGGCUGUUCAAGAUCUCCACUCUGUUGGAGCUUCAUUGGCAAACAACUCCAAAGUGCGCGACGCCGUUUGGGAAUACAUCAAGGCCGAAUGGCCUGCGAUUCGCGAGAAGCUGGGAGCGAACAUGGUUGUCCUCGAACGCUUCCUCCGAAUGAGUCUGCAAAAGUUCGCCAGCGCAGAGGUGGAGAAGGACAUUGAGCAGUUCUUCAGCAACAAGGACAACACGGGCUACGAUAGAGGCUUGGCUGUCGUCAGCGAUACCAUCAAGGGCAACGCAAGAUACCGCGAGCGAGACCUGGAAAGGACCCGGGAGUGGCUCAAUGCCCACGGGUACACGAAGUAA